Andrographis paniculata is the source of this 853-nucleotide messenger RNA. RefSeq lists its product as uncharacterized. NCBI's taxonomy places the organism in Eukaryota, Viridiplantae, Streptophyta, Magnoliopsida, Lamiales, Acanthaceae. The transcript is spliced from 2 exons. Bases 314 to 853 code for a protein of 179 amino acids. The record is from RefSeq and is a predicted model, not a curated record.
UCCGACCUGUGUUGAAUAUCUUCGACUUUUAUUUUUGCACUGUAGGAUUCACCUUGAUACUAUUAGGUCAUGUCGAACUCGCGCACCCCCACGUGAGGUGCACCAGCAGCACAACGAACAAUUUGCGUCUUGGUUUCAAUCAUAUGUAGAUGAUCCGACGAAUAAUGAUGAGUGCCCAAUCUCAGCGGAGAUCCGUGCAUUGGCGGGUGGACCAUUAUGCAAUGCAACACGGUACUCUUCGUGCAUUGUGUCAGGAAUACGCUAUCGUGUUCAAGACCGGGAUGCAAGGAAGAGGACACAGUGUGCAGGUGUUAUGGUUACGGCAGAUACAGUGAGUUAUGCCUCAGCUAGGGACCAUAACCCACGAGAAGGUUCCGUGGCAUAUUACGGGAUUCUUACGGACAUUGUGGAAGUGUACUAUAGCAAUCAACAGAAGUAUCUCCUUUUAAAAUGUGACUGGGUGGAUCUGGAGAGGGGCGUUAAAGAGGAUGAGUUCAAAUAUAAAUGUGUGAACUUUAAGUAUUUGAUGUACCCCAAGAACUUGCCCACGGAUGAGCCUUUCAUCUUAGCGACCCAAGCCUCUCAGGUGUGGUACAUUGCAGACCCGGUUGAUGAAGGUUGGAGCGUUGUCGUUCCGGUGUCACGGCGAGACACGUAUGACGUGUAUAGUACGAUCGAUCAUAGAUUCAGCACAGGGUUACCUUUAGAUGACGGAGGCAAUGUUAGAGGAGCAGCCGAUUACUGGCUAAGGGAAGGUAUUGAGGGGCAAGUAGUAGAAGAUGCAGGGCAGAUGGACCAUGCCGAUACUUCGCCUUCGGAUUCGGAGGAAUCCUCCGAAGAUGAUGGUGCUUAG